Pleuronectes platessa (European plaice) is the source of this 4201-nucleotide messenger RNA. It is a transcript of the gene ipo8, whose product is annotated as importin 8. Gene Ontology annotation, cellular component: cytosol; nuclear envelope. The transcript has 27 exons. The record is from RefSeq and is a predicted model, not a curated record. Bases 137 to 3247 code for a protein of 1036 amino acids. Gene Ontology annotation, molecular function: small GTPase binding. Gene Ontology annotation, biological process: protein import into nucleus. Lineage: Eukaryota; Metazoa; Chordata; Actinopteri; Pleuronectiformes; Pleuronectidae.
AUCGAGGACGCAAACGUGAGCUCGCGGUACAUAAAUGAGAUAGCAAAACACUGAGGAAACCGUAGGAUGGAUCCUAACCGGAUAAUGCAGGCUCUCAAAGGGACUAUCGACCCUAAUCUGAGAAUAGCGGCGGAAAAUGAACUCAAUCAGGACCUCAGCUUUGAAAUUUGAGGGGUUCAGUUUCAGUUCCUCUGAAUUUACGCUUUCUGGAGUGGCAGAGAACAUGGAAGAGAGGGAGCAGGCAGAGGUCGAGUCUUACAAGAUCAUAAACUUUGCACCAACCCUGCUUCAGAUCAUUGUAUCAGAGCAGGUGGAGUUUCCUGUUCGCCAUGCAGCGGCCAUCUACCUGAAGAACAUGGUGAGUCAGUACUGGCAGGACAGGGAGCCAUCUCUCGGGGAAGUCAUCUUUCCGUUCAAUAUCCACGAGAAUGACCGGCAGCAGAUCAGAGAUCACAUAGUGGAGGGCAUCAUCCGCUGUCCAGAGUCCAUACGUGCCCAGCUGACUAUGUGUUUGCGAGCCAUCAUCAAGUAUGACUUUCCCGGCCGCUGGACAGCCAUCGUGGACAAGAUUGGCAUGAACCUGCAGUCUCUGAGCAGCGGCAGUUGGUACGGCAGCCUGCUGGCUCUCUACCAACUGGUCAAAACCUAUGAGUAUAGAAAGGCUGAUGAGAGGGAGCCUUUGCUAGCAGCCAUGCAAAUCUUUCUGCCGAGGAUCCAGCUGCUCAUCAGCCAACUGCUGUCUGAUGCCACCAUCUUCUCUGUCCUUAUCCAAAAGCAGAUACUCAAGAUAUUCCAUGCUCUUGUACAGUACUCGUUACCUCUCCAGCUGAUAAACAACACGGUGAUGACUCAGUGGAUGGAAAUCCUCAGAGCCAUAAUGGACCGAGAAGUCCCUGCUGAGACUUUGGAGGUUGAUGAGGAUGACCGUCCUGAACUGGCAUGGUGGAAGUGCAAGAAGUGGUCGUUGCGCAUCAUCACCAGACUGUUUGAGCGUUAUGGAAGUCCUGGCAAUGUGACAAAAGAGUACAGCGAGUUUGCUGACUUUUUUCUAAAGACAUAUGCAGUUGGCAUACAACAGGUUCUGCUAAAGGUGGUUGACCAGCACCGACAGAAGCAGUACAUUACUCCUCGUGUCCUGCAGCAAUGUCUCAACUACCUCAACCAGGGCCUGUCACACUCCCUGACCUGGAAACAGAUGAAGCCACACAUGCAGACCAUAUGCCAAGAGGUCAUCUUCCCUCUGAUGUGUUACAAAGAUGAGGAUGAGAAGCUCUGGCAGGAAGACCCCUAUGAGUACAUCCGCAUGAAGUUCAACCUAUAUGAUGACCAUGCCCUCCCAGCUACUGCUGCUCAGAGCCUCUUGUGUAAAGCUGCCCGCAAACGUAAGGAGGUUCUUCCUCAGAUGAUGGAGUUCUGCCACCAGAUACUGAUGGACCCCUCGGCAAAUCCCCGCAGUAAGGAUGGAGCACUGCACUGCAUCGGUGCUCUGGCUGAGCUUAUGCUGAGGAAGCGGAUGUACAGGGAGAAGAUGGAGCUGAUACUACAAAACUAUGUUUUUCCUUUGCUCAACUCUCCCAUGGGUUACCUGCGAGCCAGAUCCUGUUGGGUGCUCCAUUCAGUCAAUUCAUGCUGGGUGCUCCACUCUUUCAGCCCACUAAGUUUCCAGGAUGAGCUGGUUCUGAGGAAUGCUGUUGAGUUAGUAAAACAGGAUCUCAUCGACGACAAAGAGAUGCCGGUCAAGGUGGAGGCUGCCAUUGCUCUGCAGACAUUGGUCAGCAACCAGGAGCAAGCCAAGAUCUACAUCAGGCCAUACAUCCAGCCAGUCAUGCAGGAGAUGCUGCAUGUGGUGAAAGAGACAGAGAAUGACGACUUGACUAAUGUCAUUCAGAAGAUGAUCUGUGAGUACAACCAGGAGGUUGCGGCCAUUGCUGUGGAUAUGACACAGAACCUGGCAGAUAUCUUCACCAGGGUUCUUCAGAGUGAGGAGUAUGAGGAGAACGAAGACAAGACUGUCAUGGCCCUUGGCCUCCUUAGCACCAUCGACACCAUACUCACUGUCAUGGAGGACCACAAAGAGAUCACUCAGAAGUUGGAAGGGAUCUGUUUGCAGGUGAUCGGCCUGGUCUUGCAGAAACCCAUCAUAGGUAUGGCAGAGUUCUAUGAGGAGAUCCUCUCUCUGGCAUUUGGCCUCACCUGUCAGACCAUUUCUCCCCAGAUGUGGCAGCUACUUGGCAUCUUGUACGAGGUCUUCCAGCAUGACUGCUUUGAUUACUUCACAGAUAUGAUGCCUCUUUUGCACAACUACAUCACUGUGGAUACAGACAUGCUCUUGUCUAACCCAAAACACUUAGAGGUCAUUUACAGCAUGUGCAAAAAGGUGCUGACCAUAGAUGCAGGUGAGGAUGCAGAGUGUCAUGCUGCCAAACUGUUGGAGGUCAUCAUACUGCAGUGCAGAGGCAGAGGCAUCGACCAGUGCAUCCCUCUGUUUGUGGAGGCAGUGCUGGAGCGUUUGAUGAGAGGGGUGAAAUCCAGUGAACUGAGAACCAUGUGCCUUCAGGUGGCCAUCGCUGCUCUUUACUACAAUCCAGUGCUGCUCAUACACACUCUGGACAACAUGCACUUCCCACACAACCCGCAGCCCAUUACUGCACACUUCAUCAACCAGUGGAUGAAUGACACAGAGUUAUUUCUGGGGCUUCAUGACCGGAAGAUAUGUAUCAUCGGCCUGAGUGUGCUGAUGGAGCUGCCUAACCGACCAGCAGUGCUUGAUGGUGUUGCUGCCCAGAUCAUCCCCUCCAUCCUGCUUCUUUUCCUGGGUCUCAAGCACCUUCACACCUCUCGUCUCAUCAACAAACCAGAUGUGCCGGCCCAAACAGGGCAACAAGAUGAAGACCAGAAUGAGGAGAUUCCCAGUGAUGAAGAUGAGGUUAAUGAGAACUGGAAUGCCAUGCAGCAGCAGUCCGGCACAGUGACAGACCAUGGCAGUGAGGAAGAUGAUGAAGAUGAAUGCUUGGAUGAUGACUGCUUUGAGGGUACGCCCCUAGAAGAAUACAGCACACCGCUCGACUACGACAAUGGCGAGGACGAGUAUCAGUUCUUUACCUCCGCACUGCUUGGGGUGCAGAACCGUGAUGCAAUCUGGUACCAGAGUCUGACUGGUCCACUCAGUGAUGACCAGAAGAAACAACUGCAGGAGAUAUACAGCAUUUCACAGCAACGUAGUAGCACUGCCACAAAGGGCCAAUGAGUGUUGAUGAGACAGAUGAACUGCAGAAUCAGUGAAGGGGGCCGAAGAAAGAGAGCAGCUGGUCUGACCCAACUUGAAUUUAAUUUCAGUCUUUUCUGAAUGAUUUCAGUCCAGAUAAGAUCAUACCUUAAUGGAUCCCAACAAAACCAGGUUCCAGAUUGCAAUCAGAAUUGGAUGAGUACCAGGGGCUGGAUUGGCAUUAUAGCAGUUUGAGUCCUAGUGCACUGUAUAAAACCACAUCUACUACUGGAAUAUUUCAAUGACGUGUGUGUGUGUGUGUGUGUGUGUGUGUGUGUGUGUGUGUGUGUGUGUGUGUGUGUGUGUGUGUGUGUGUGUGUGUGUGUGUGUGUGUGUGUGUGUGUGUGUGUGUGUGUGUGUGUGUGUGAGAAAGAUUUGCAUUAUAAUUUUAAAUUUCUUUGACCAGCAUAUAUGUUCACGUAAAGUGCAGUCCUUUGAUCCAAGUAAUUUUAGUGUGCCUGUGUGGGUCCGAGAAACUGUACAAAAAUAAAACUUCAACAUGUGCAUUUGUAUGUACCUGUAUCUGAAAACUUGUAUCAUCUCAUGAGGUGAGCUCCUAUCCAGAAAAAAAAGAGCCUGAUUUCUGUUGGGGGGGGGGCUUGUGUACAGGUUGAAGACAAUUGAGAAGAAUGAGGUCCAAGACUUGUGGCCACCGACUAUGACCACAGACAAAUUAAAUGUAAAAUGGGAGGGAUGUCUAAAAAGAAGCAGUUUUUAGUUUUUCUUCGACCCUGGUUUUUGUUUUGUAACACUUUUCAGAGCUAAUUUAAGAAACAAAAGAAUAAUGUAUAGUUUCCUGUGAUAUUCUUGUUAUUCCAUCCUUCUUUUCCUACCUUAAUUAAAUAUCUCUGAUGUCUAAAUACUGUCUCACAAAGCCAGUAAUAUGGCUGUUAAAGAAGUCUUGUUUGAUAAAAAAUAAACACAAAGAACAGCUGA